AUGCCAGUUACCAGAAGCGCAAAAUCGUACCCCGUGAAUACCCAAGAAUCCUCGUCCACUGCUCCAACCUGUUCGACGGGCACCGACACGAUCACGGGGACCGAAAAGACUGCUACGACUUCAGAACACACGCGCUCCACGUACGCCACACGUACAACCGGUGCAACUGUGGAAACCGACGCAACGAUCAGACAAAUCGACGCCGCGCCGACUGCCACCUCGCCAGUCUCCCAACUAGUAGAGAGACCCGAAGCCGGCGCCACUACAAGUGAAGCACCACGGAGAAUAUACUCUCCUAAAUCUGUUCGAUCUUUUCGAUCCGGUUCUUCGAACAGUCGUCGUAGGCAGCUAGCGGAAGCGCAACAAGAAUUAUUGAAGCUGAAAAUCGAUUUAUUAUCUGCAAAGAUCGCGGCAAUGCAAGAGGAAUCGGACGAAGACGAACCGGAGGAAGCCACGAUCCGCGAAGAACGCACAUCGGAGUGGAUUCGCACAAGCACUAUUGGGUUGAGAAGAGAAGAGCAGGAAGACUACACUGCCGCCACACGUACGAAGGAAGAUAUAUUGAAGGGAAGACCUGCCGAAUCACAGGCGCCGCCGCCGACGCGCGACGUCAUUCGACAGGAAAAAAUCUCCACGUACGCGGCACCUGCGACAGCUGGGACCGGCGACUGGCUGCCGUUCAAGACAGCCUAUGAAGAAUCUGCAGGACUGCUUACAGAACAAGAGAACCUGGCGAGGCUCCGGAGGAGCUUGAAAGGCACCGCUAGGGAAGCAGCUCAAUGUUUAUUCAUCGGAGCCACGUCCUCCAACGAAGUAAUGAGCUUACUGACGUCAAGGUUCGGUCGUUCGGACGCGCUCGCACUGGCCGAACUGAACAUCUGCAACUUCGCAUCGAAGAUCAUCAACGUCACGGCCACAUUGAAGGCGCUAAACAGACCGCAUUAUCUACACAACGCCGAGACAGUGCGCGCCGUGGUUGAGAAGCUGCCUUCAGCAUUGCGCUAUCGAUACUAUGACUUUGCUGCGGAACAGCCAGAAUACCAACCUGACCUAGUAACCCUGACCGAGUUCAUGCAACGCACAGCUGCACGUUGUGGGAGCUACGCGCCCGUCGAGAACACACCUGUGGAAGACCGGCGGGAGCCAGCAGGCAGGAGACCCAUAAAGAGCUACCACACUCAAAUAGCGAAGCCAGCCGCGCACGAACAAGUUACUACGUGUCCUAUUUGCGACAAGACCGGUCAUCAUGCGGCGCAAUGCGACGAAAUGAAGACAGCAGAUGUAGCCGCCAGGUGGGACAUAGCACGCAAACACGGGCUAUGUUUCCGCUGUUUACGGACACGCAAAUUUCGCCAUACGUGUAAGAACAAGAGGUGCGGCAUCGACGGUUGCGAGUACAUGCAUCAUUCACUGCUGCAUGGCACUCCACCCUCAUCAAAGGAGAAGAAAGAAGCUCCUGUAUCAUUUGUUGUGGCAUCAGCAAAAGACAGAAGCAACAUCACCGCGCUACUGAAGGUACUCCCUGUGCAAGUGAGGGGCCCCAAGGGUACGUGCAACGCACUCGCACUACUGGACGACGGGUCAACGUGCAGCCUGAUUGAGGCGGCGCUAGCAAGAAGGAUCGGCGCAGCGGGUACACCAGCACCCUUUUACAUUGAGGGUGUAGCCGGCACACGAAUCAACGUCUGCGAAUCGCAACAAGUACGCAUUUCUCUGCGCGGGCGCGACACGAAUGAGCAUACAAUAACGGCCCGCACCAUGAACAACUUGAAGCUAUCGCCGCAAGCAGUCCCACGUAACGUCAUACGAGCUUGCCCCCACCUGCACGACUUAGAAGAGCAUCUCAUCUACGAAGAGGGAUCACCUACGAUACUGCUGGGUCAAGACAACUGGCAUCUUUUACUCACACAUGCCGUGCGACAAGGGGACCGACACCAACCGAUCGCAACACUCACCGAUCUAGGUUGGGUUCUACACGGCACUAAGAGAUCGAAUGAAAGAGUCAACACCCACAAAGUACUCCACGCUGUCGCCCCUGAUGAUGAAGAGUCCAUGGAGCAGAUGAUGAGGGAACACUUCAGCCUCGAGUCAUUGGCUGUCAUACCGAGACGCAGCCACAACGACGACGAGCGACGAGCACUGCAACAACUAGAAGAUAAAACCCGUCGUUUACCGGCGGGAGGCUUUGAAACCGGUCUUCUAUGGCGUAACGAGCACGUUCGUCCACCUGACAGCUACGACGUGGCGUUAAGAAGAUUGGAACUAGUUGAAAAGAAACUCGACCGCGACGAGGAACUGAAAAAGAGAUGGAUACCCACCAAAAUGAACGUCGCAGACGACGCCACCCGCGACGUGCCACACGACUUCGACUCUAAUCAUCGAUGGUACAGGGGGCCGGACUUUCUAUAUAUGUCGGAAGAAAAUUGGCCUCAAGAGGAAGUCACGGACGUCAACGUCACGGAUGAAGAACGGGUCCACCUCACCACAGGCGUCGGCGCGCGACUGAAGGAAGCUCUACCCGAAGUAACUCGUUUCUCAAGUUGGAUACGCCUCAUGCGGACCACAGCGCGCGUACUACAGUUCAUAGACAGGCUGCGGACGCGCACACAACGAUGCGCCGCUUUAAGGAAGAGAACGAGGAAAAAUGCCGACGCCGACCCUACUUGGCGAAAAAAUGAUACAGAAAGCAAGAAGACGAAUACUUCCGAAGCUGCGCGUGGAAAGCAAGUUUUACACAAAUUUAAAACGAUCGACGCAUCAUAUCUACGCCACGCCGAGUCGCUGUGGAUACGAGCACAACAGGAAGAGGCGUUCACCGAGGAAAAUGAGGGGGACCCCCUUUCCCCCCUCUAG
Messenger RNA from Hyposmocoma kahamanoa, 2853 nucleotides. RefSeq lists its product as uncharacterized. The transcript has 3 exons. NCBI's taxonomy places the organism in Eukaryota, Metazoa, Arthropoda, Insecta, Lepidoptera, Cosmopterigidae. Bases 1 to 2853 code for a protein of 950 amino acids. The record is from RefSeq and is a predicted model, not a curated record.